AUGAAUGAUUUUAGUGGAUAUUUUAUUGGAAUCGCUUAUGGUUUACCUAUACCAGGAUAUGCUACUGCAACGAAUUAUAUCCGUCAAUCAAUUGAUUUGGAUCCAACCAAUCAACAAUAUAUUCGUAUCUCAUAUGUCAACUUGAACCAACAAAUUUUUACUAUUCAAUUAUGGUUUCUUAUACGAUCUUCUGCAAGUUUAGUUGAUUUUGGUAUAUUUAGUCAAUGUGGUUCAGAUUUAAUUUGUUUGUCCAUAAGUAUACAUAAUUUUCGUGUAACAUUAUCGUUCGAUUCGUUACGAAGUAAUGUAAGUACAUUGCUUGGUGGAUCAAUACUUUCAAGAAGUUACUGGUAUCAUUUAACUAUUGUUUAUAAUGCUGUACUUCGUCAACAAUUGAUUUAUAUUAAUGGAAAAAUUGAUGCUAUUGCGAAUGAUGUCACGCCAUAUCAAGGAACAUCGUUUGGUGCUACUACCUAUAUUGGAUUGAGCUCUUCAAUCAAUUAUCCAUUAUCAUAUUCUCAUGGAUUUAUUGAUCAUUUUACAAUAUCAGCUGGUGUUGCUCGAACUGCAUGUCAAAUCUACAAUGAUGCUACACUUAUUACAUAUUAUCCGUUUGAUACAACAGAUGCAUUACUUGAUCGUAGUGUUAAUUUGAUCCACGGUAUUGCAUUUGAUUUAACGACAGUUUCAUCAGGUCGACUUCAACAAGCGAUCUCUUUUAAAAUCAAUACAAGUUAUUUUCAAGCACAAUGUUUCCCAACAAUAUGUCCUAGUAGUGUACCUGUAUCUGUUUCUCCCUGA
Molecule: messenger RNA, 801 nt
Organism: Rotaria sordida
Lineage: Eukaryota; Metazoa; Rotifera; Eurotatoria; Philodinida; Philodinidae
Source: the annotation of a GenBank genome assembly